Molecule: messenger RNA, 559 nt
Organism: Caenorhabditis elegans
Lineage: Eukaryota; Metazoa; Nematoda; Chromadorea; Rhabditida; Rhabditidae
Gene: C31C9.9
Product: WD_REPEATS_REGION domain-containing protein
Exons: 2
Coding region: 27-275 (82 amino acids)
Source: RefSeq, marked reviewed
CAGCUAAAUAUGCCAACCUUUUCCCCAUGAUAUCGGAAUCAAGGUCGGAGGUCGAUGUUACCGUCAAUGCAGGACUUUCCGGUAGAUUCCUCGUCACAGCCUUUCCAACAAUUUAUCACCUCACUCCACUUGCAAUUCCACAUGAAAUCCAUACUGGAAUCACUGCUAUUCAUCUCCAGGAAACUCUCGGACUUCUAGUUACCAGUGGCCAUAAUCGUGUGAUUAUGAUUUGGGAUGUUCGAAGUGUUUGCUCCGCUCUUUCUGGAUCACAAUAGACAAUUACUUCUUCUACUUCUUGAAUGUCUCAUAAUUCUUCUUAUUUUUAUCUAAUUUAUUGCUUCUCCUUUCUACUUUGUAUAUUAACUCCCAAAAACGCCCAUUCUUCCCCAAAACCAUCUUAAACUUACCAAUAUUUCCCGAUACCCCUGACAGGUUAUCCUGAAUAGUGAUUGUGAUUCUCAAAUUUCUUCUAAUCCCGUUAAUUCCCCAAAUAUUCGAAUGUAACUUUUUUUGGAAUUUUUUUGUUUUCUAGUUUAUAAAUAAACAAUAUGUUUGAAAA